AUGCCCAUCGUCUUGUUACUAACUCAGAAUGACAGGCUCAAAGAUCCCUCGAAGAAAUACAAGCCUUUCAAGCCUCUCAAUCUCCCUAACCGCCAAUGGCCUGAUAAGGUGAUCGAUAAGCCGCCCCGCUGGCUGGCCACUGAUCUGAGAGAUGGCAACCAGAGCCUGCCUGAUCCGAUGGACGGUGAACAGAAGUUCCGUUUUUUCAAGAAGCUCGUCGAAAUCGGUUACAAGGAGAUCGAAGUCUCGUUUCCCUCGGCCUCGCAAACGGACUUUGACUUCACACGCCGCCUGGUCGAGACGCCCGGUGUGACUCCCGACGAUGUCUGGCUCCAGGUUCUGUCUCCCUGCCGAGAAGAACUGAUCCGUCGCACCGUCGAUUCCCUGAAAGGCGCCAAGAAGGCCAUUCUGCACAUCUACCUGGCCACCAGCCCGUGCUUCCGCCGGAUUGUCUUCGGAACCACCCGAGAACAGAGCCUGGAGAUUGCAGUAAAAUGUGCCAAGUAUGCCCGCUCGAUCACCAAGGACGACCCCGAGAUGGCCGGCACGGAAUGGCAGUUCGAGUUCUCCCCCGAGACCUUCUCCGACACCGAGCCCGAGUUCGCUGUCCAGAUCUGUGAGGCUGUCAAGGCUGCUUGGGGCCCGACCGAGGAGAACCCGAUCAUCUUCAACCUCCCCGCGACAGUGGAGAUGGCGACACCGAACGUGUUCGCGGACCAGGUUGAAUACUUCUGCCGCAACAUGACCGAAAGAGAAAAAUUCUGUGUCUCCGUCCACCCCCACAACGACCGUGGCUGUGCCGUUGCAGCCGCCGAGCUGGCCCAGAUGGCUGGCGCUCAGCGUGUCGAAGGUACCCUCUUCGGCAACGGCGAGCGAACUGGUAACGUCGAUCUGGUUACCCUGGCCCUCAACCUUUACACACAGGGUGUCAGCCCUAAAGUCGACUUCUCGGACAUCAAUUCGAUCAUCAAGGUGGUUGAAGAGAGCAACAAGAUCCCUGUGAACGAGAGAUGGCCUUACGGUGGCCAACUGGUCGUUUGCGCAUUCAGCGGCAGCCACCAGGAUGCCAUCAAGAAGGGAUUCAAGCUGCGUGAGAACGCCAACUCCACCGAUGACGACGAAUGGGUCGUCCCAUAUCUUCCCCUGGACCCCCAGGACAUCGGACGGAACUACGAGGCCGUUAUCCGCGUCAACUCUCAGAGUGGCAAGGGCGGUGCUGCCUGGAUCAUCCUGCGCAGUCUGGAGCUGGAUCUCCCGCGCGCACUGCAGGUCGAGUUCAGCAAGAUCGUCCAGAAGCAGACCGAGGAGGUCAACCGCGAGCUGCGCCCCAAGGAAAUCGUCGACCUCUUCGAGACCGCCUACCACCUCAAGUCGAACCCUCGCUUCAACCUGAUCGACUACAACAUCACCACAGACCGCUCGCAAUCUCCCGCGCCCCCGGAGCCUGGCAAGGCCUUCAACACCAAGAAUCUCAAGCGUCGCUUCACCGGUAUUGUCGAGAUCGAUGGCGCUCAGCACGGCAUCACCGGCGUUGGUCCCGGUGCCAUUUCCUCUCUGGCCAACGCGCUGUCGACUCUGGGCAUCGACCUCGACGUCGUCGACUACAAGGAGCACUCGAUCGGUCUCGGUCGAGACGUCAAGGCCGCGACAUAUAUCCAGUGCACUGCGGCAGGCAGCAAGGAGCAAGUCUGGGGUGUCGGUGUUCACCAGGACGUGGUCCAGGCCAGUUUGAUCGCUCUGCUGAGCGCUGCCAGCUCGUUCCUCACAAGCCGCGCCGGCUCGCCCGCCCCCUUCCGCCCCAACCGCUCCAACACCCUCACCGACGAAGACCUGCACGCCCUCGAGCAACUCGGCGGCUCCAACUCGGCGGUCCUGAACAUCCCCACCGGCAGCGCCAAACCCAAGGUUGAUCUGGACGCUCUGGCCGCCCAGGCAGAGAGCCAGUGA
Aspergillus clavatus NRRL 1 is the source of this 1947-nucleotide messenger RNA. RefSeq names its product 2-isopropylmalate synthase. NCBI's taxonomy places the organism in Eukaryota, Fungi, Ascomycota, Eurotiomycetes, Eurotiales, Aspergillaceae. Gene Ontology annotation, cellular component: mitochondrion. The record is from RefSeq and is a predicted model, not a curated record. Bases 1 to 1947 code for a protein of 648 amino acids. Gene Ontology annotation, molecular function: 2-isopropylmalate synthase activity. Gene Ontology annotation, biological process: L-leucine biosynthetic process. The transcript is spliced from 4 exons.